AUGUCUUACCUACGCUACCUCGAUACCCUCGCGGCACUCCAGCAGCAAAGCGAGUUCCAGGCGGACGUCAUGCGCAGGCUUUGCGACCAGGGAGAUUCGAAAAUGGAGCAAACGAUCGAGAUGACGGUCCAAGCCACGCUCCGUGCACAGGAGCGUGCUCUGGAGGGCAGCCUUCAACAGCGGCUGGGCGAGAGCAUGGGUGAGCUGGUGGAACGAGCAAGGGCUCGAAUGGAGCAGGUGGCAGAUCGAGUGAGUGAUGGCCUGCAGGCUCAAGCGAGGGAGUUCCAGGCCAACGCGGAGCGAGUCAUGAGCAGCAUGGAGCAGACGAUCGAACGAAAGCUGGCCGGGGCAGUGGAGGAUAUCUCCCGUGCCAAUGAAGCAGCGAAGCAGCUCAGUGGCGAGGCUCAGAAUGCGAUGAAGGGCGAAAGGAUGGAGGAACUGAGCAGGUCCAUCGGGCGAAAGCUCGAGGACCAUGCCACCAAGAUCAUGGACAAGCAGGAGAGACUGCAAGAAGCAUUGCGAACUUCUCAGCAGCACGACAUGACCACCGUGAUCAGCCGAACUGAUAUGGUCGGAGAUGUGGUGAAAGAGAGCAGCUUGGUGGUGAAGGAAAUACUCGGAGACCUUCGCCGUCUUUGCAUUUCGACGCUGGAUACCGGCAAUGCGGGACAGGACCUCUCGCAGCAAGCUUUGCAGCGCAUUCUGGAGCUUCGAAACGCUGUGGAGGCAUUGUCGGCACAGCUGGCAGAACGGGAUCGAACGUUCGACAUCGAGCCUCAGAGAAGCAGUGAUCCGCCGAGUCGCCCCAUGUCAGCCACGCAGCGGGACCGCGAGGGCCAACUAGGCUCACGCAGCCAACGGUCGGACCGCUAUGGCCGUGGUUCCCUGGGCGUUUGA
Symbiodinium sp. CCMP2592 is the source of this 897-nucleotide messenger RNA. NCBI's taxonomy places the organism in Eukaryota, Dinophyceae, Suessiales, Symbiodiniaceae. The record is from the annotation of a GenBank genome assembly.